Molecule: messenger RNA, 1581 nt
Organism: Rhinocladiella mackenziei CBS 650.93
Lineage: Eukaryota; Fungi; Ascomycota; Eurotiomycetes; Chaetothyriales; Herpotrichiellaceae
Exons: 2
Coding region: 1-1581 (526 amino acids)
Biological process (GO): ribosomal large subunit assembly
Cellular component (GO): nucleolus
Molecular function (GO): protein binding
Source: RefSeq, a predicted model, not a curated record
AUGGCUACUCUAGUACCUCCUCCGAGCAAACGGCAGAAGCUCGCCGCUGCCGAAAAAUGGCAAAAGGCUGUCGAAGACUCAAGGAUACCUGAUGACUUGGGCAGCGUGCGGUUACAGUUUGUUGAUCAAAGCACCGGGAAAACAUCAGGCCCAGUGGUGGCAGUUCCUGUUAAAGAUACGACUGUGAAAAACCUUGAAGCUCUUCUGAAUACUCUACAAGGACAUGAACCCGACGAGCGACUUCCCUACAGAUUCUUUUUCCGCAAUGAUCGUUCUCCUACCGGCCCAGACUCAGACAUACUCGAUAUUCAGACCGACCUGUACAACUCAGUCCUCCGGCCUGGUUUCAAGACCACCGAGGACAAUAUCACCCUCCAGUUUAUUCCGCAAGCUGUCUUCCGUGUACGGGCGGUUACAAGAUGCUCCGCCUCCAUAUCAGGACAUGGAGAAGCCAUUCUGGCAACGGCUUUCUCCCCUGUGUCAGCUUCCAGGAUGGCCACGGGAAGCGGAGACAAUACUGCACGGAUAUGGGACUGCGACACCGGAACACCGCUGCACACCUUGAAAGGACACACGAGUUGGGUCCUUGCGGUUUCGUGGUCUCCUGAUGGUAACCUCCUUGCGACCGGUAGCAUGGACAAUACGGUGCGAAUAUGGGAUCCAAAGACUGGUGAGGCAUUAGGAGGGCCAUUAAAGAGUCACACAAAAUGGAUAACAAGCCUUACUUGGGAACCAUAUCACAACCAGGAACCCGGGAAACCUCGAAUUGCAUCCGCCUCUAAAGAUGGGACCGUGAGGAUAUGGAAUGCCCCACUUCGCAGAGUCGAACAAACUCUUUCUGGACACAAAAGUUCGGUCACCUGUGUCCGUUGGGGUGGGCUGAACCGCGUAUUCACUGCCUCACAGGACAAAACCAUUAAAAUAUGGAACUCGAAGACUUGGAAUUGCUUACAUACUUUGUCCAGCCACACACACUGGAUCAACCACUUGGCUCUAUCCACCGACUUUGUCCUACGAACCUCAUAUCAUGAACACGGCAGCAAAGUUCCAGAGACUGUCGAAGGAAAGCUGAACAAAACCAAAGCCCGGUUCGAAACCGCGGCAAAACAAGAGGGAAAACUCGUAGAGAGAUUGAUAUCGGCAUCUGACGACAACACGAUCUUUCUUUGGGACCCAUCCGCUAUUCCUGCAGACUCAAAUACUUCUGUCAAACCCAUUGCCCGACUCCUCGGACAUCAGAAACAAGUUUUGAACGUCUCGUUCUCUCCGGAUGGCCGAUACAUUGCUUCGGCGUCUUUCGACAAUAGCGUGAAAUUGUGGAAUGCGCGAGAUGGCAAAUUCAUUGCUACUCUGCGUGGACAUGUCGGUGCCGUGUACAUGGUGGCAUGGUCCAGCGACUCCAGGCUUUUAGCGAGCGCUUCAAAGGACACCACGGUCAAAAUAUGGGAUAUCCGGACUGGAAAAUUGAAGGAGGAUCUCCCAGGCCAUAAGGACGAAGUGUUUGCCCUCGAUUGGAGCCAGGAUGGCAAGUGUGUGGCAAGUGGUGGCAAGGACAAGCAGGUGAAGCUUUGGAAGCAUUGA